CUCAUAUAUUUUCAUACAUGAUCGAUCGAUUGCCUGUUCCUGUUCCUCCUCCUCCAUCCUCUUUUUCUUGAUUUUUGGUAGAACUUGGGACGCUAAAAGGACGUCCCUGCCUGCUCGUCGUCGUCCUCCUCCUCUUCUUGUGCAUUUGAUCAAAACGUUUUUUUCAGGUGGAGAUCAUGGCGAACAUCUCAGGGCAUCCUCAAAGGAGCAAAAUAAUGAAAGGCCUUCCAGGGGUUAGCAUCGAAGGCAUGGCCGGCGGGGUCAUCAACAUAUGCGACAUGGAGUCCGUUCCAGCUAAUUCCCCCAACAAUUCAGUGUUCUGGAAACUCGCAAAGCCCAAAAACCCCAACGAUCCUUCCUUCGUCUAUUACGUCCCUUAUUUCUUCAUCCAAUUGGCUCUCAUUCUCUUCGUCAUCCACAUUCUCUCCAUCAUCCUCAAACCUUUGCGCCUCCCUCGUUUCUCCGUCGAAUUGCUGGCUGGGAUUUUGGUUGGCCAUAGUUGCCUGGGACUGAUCGAACCAUGGUACACGAUCUACAUCGUCCCACUCAGCAGCAUCAAGGUGCUGGACACGCUGGGCCACCUCAGCCUCAUCUACUACGUAUUCCUGGUCGGGCUCGACAUCGACCUGUCGGCGAUCAAAGUGGUCGGACGGCGGGCGGUGUACACCGGUCUGACCGGGAUGGUUCUCCCCCUCCUCGUCGGGUUCAUCCAGUUCUUCCUCAUGGCCGCCGACCCGGCCUACCCGGACUUCUUCUCCCAGGAGUACUGGGAGAACCUGGCUCCCGUCAGGCUGACGGGAGCCAUCUUCUGGGGGGUCGCCCUCACCGUCACCAGCUUCCCCGACCUCGCCAGGAUCCUCUCCGACAUCAAGCUCCUCCACACCGACAUCGGCAGGCUGGCCCUGUCGUCCGCCAUCGUCAGCGAGCUCACCUCUUGGAUCCUCCUCGUCGUGGCGCUCACCCUCACCAACGGCACCUUGAACCCGAUGUUCCUCCUCCCGACGCUCACCUUCGUUCUCGUGCAGUGGUUCCUCGUCCGCCCUACCGUCACCUGGGUCCUCAGGUACGCGCGUCACCUGAUCAGGGUGACAGUUCUAAAGUGUCAUUACGGAAGUCUUAUGUAA
Linum tenue is the source of this 1124-nucleotide messenger RNA. NCBI's taxonomy places the organism in Eukaryota, Viridiplantae, Streptophyta, Magnoliopsida, Malpighiales, Linaceae. The record is from the annotation of a GenBank genome assembly.